AUGGCCGCACACUCAUUUGAAACGCUAAAAAGAGAACAAGCGUUCUUGAAUCCACCAACAAAAGGGCACGUGAACCCAACAUUGGAUCGACUCGCUGCACCACACAUCGAGUCGUUCAACAGCCUAUUCGACGACAGUGGUCUCGACCGAGGAGACACAGAUGGACGAGGAUUAUUGUCAUUGGGACUGAAAGAGAUUGGAGAAAAAGUCGUUUUCAGCGGCAACCAAUCAUCUUCAGGAAAUUCUCGUGGAGCGAGGUUAGCUUUUUGGAUAGACCAGAUCGCGGUUGGGCGACCAAUGGUCCCCGAAAAAGAUCGACAUUCCAUAGAAAGGAGGAUAUAUCCUUCAGAGGCGCGAGAAAGGCUGGUUUCGUACAGAGGCCGCAUGACGGUGAGAAUCUGCUGGAGUGUCAAUGGUGGGCCAGAGAACAAUGAAACCAGGGACUGUGGGCUAUUACCGAUUAUGGUUCGCUCUGUACGAUGCAACUUGCGCGGACUCUCAUCUGCAGAGCUCAUCAAACGACAUGAAGAACCGGAGGAGUUUGGAGGAUACUUUAUCAUCAAUGGAAAUGAGAGGUUGAUACGCUACCUUAUUCUACCCCGACGGAAUCACGUCGUUGCACUCAUCCGACCAAGCUUUGUCAAUCGUGGUCCGUCCUACACGCCAUAUGCGGUUCAAAUACGCGGCGUACGUGCAGACCAGUCGAGUGUCACCAACAGCUUGCAUUACCUGUCGAACGGCAGCGCAACCUUUCGGUUCAGUUGGCGCAAGCAAGAAUAUGUCAUUCCAAUCAUGCUCAUUCUUAAGGCUCUAGUCGGUGCCUCAGAUCUCGAGAUCUUCGAAGCGGUCAUUAUGCAAGAUUAUCACAACACCUUCCUCACGGACCGCGUCGAACUCUUACUACGAAGCUUCAAAAAUCAUUACAGCCUCUAUACCGGCGCGCAGUGUCUCGACUAUCUCGGAGAGAAGUUUCGUGUAGUAUUGGGUCAGCCAGAGGAUAUGAGUAAUCGUGAAUUGGGAAUAUGGCUCAUCAGAAAGGUCGUCCUCGUCCAUUUGGACGACCCUCGCGACAAGUUUAGGAUGCUCAUUUUCAUGCUUCGCAAGCUCUAUGCACUUGUCUCUGGGCAAUGUUGCCCGGAUAACCCAGAUUCGCCACAACAUCAAGAAAUCCUACUUCCUGGAUCUCUCUACGGCAUGAUCAUCAAAGAGCGUCUGGAAGAAGCGUUGAACCAAGUUCGAAAUCAAAUUGCUCAAGAUGUUCGUAGAGAGGUCGCCGCAGUGGAUUUUUUCGACAGACGCUAUGUCAACAAGGUUCUACAAAAGGUCAGCUUUGACAUUGGGUCAAAGAUGGUCAACUUCUUGGCCACUGGCAAUCUGGUAUCUCCAACUGGUCUCGACUUACAGCAGGCUGCGGGCUUCACUAUUGUCGCGGAAAAACUGAACUGGUAUCGUUACAUCAGCCACUUCCGAUGUGUGCAUCGAGGCGCAUUCUUUGCCGAACUCAAGACAACAACUGUCCGUAAAUUGCUGCCAGAGUCAUGGGGAUUCAUUUGUCCCGUCCAUACGCCCGAUGGCUCCCCUUGUGGUCUUCUCAACCACCUCUCCCAUUCAUGCAGAAUCAUCACCAAUCCGAUCAAGGCUGCUCACCUCCCCACUAUCCUCGGUUCAUUAGGAAUGACACAAGCAUUUGCGCCUUCUGUUGACGGUAGCAAGAGCCUGUGCGUUCAGCUGGAUGGCAAGGUGGUUGGAUGGGCGACACCGAGCUUGGCAAAGCAUCUGGCUACGACGCUAAGAAUUCUCAAAACGGAAGGCAGGGAAAACGUUCCUCUAGACCUAGAAAUUGGCUUCGUGCCCGUCUCACAAGGCGGUCAAUACCCUGGCCUAUACCUUUUCACAUCUCGAGCACGCAUGAUGCGCCCAGUGCGCUAUCUCCCGAACGGCAGAGAUGACUCCAUAGGCUCUUUCGAACAAGUUUAUAUGGAUAUUGCAAUCAAACCGGAGGAGAUUGAUCCCACUAUUACCACUCACCUCGAAUUGGCACCCACAAAUUUUCUCUCCAUUCUUGCCAACCUGACCCCGUUCUCAGACUUUAACCAGUCACCUCGUAACAUCUACCAGUGCCAGAUGGGAAAGCAAAGCAUGGGAACGCCAUCGACCGCAAUCAAACACAGGACAGACAACAAGCUGUAUCGGCUUCAAAGCGGACAAACUCCAAUCGUUCGCCCUGCUUUGCACAACAAGUACGGCAUGGACGGAUUCCCAAAUGGUACAAAUGCAGUAGUGGCGGUUAUCUCCUACACUGGAUACGAUAUGGAAGAUGCCAUGAUCCUGAACAAGUCCUCGCAUGAGAGAGGAUUUGGCUAUGGCACUAUCUAUAAGUCGCUUAUCAUCGACUUGAAGGAGCAACGGGGUGCAGUGAAAUCUCAAACAGCGCCUGUUCUUCACUUUGGACUUGGGAAGCUUGCGAGUAACGAGGAAAUUCGCAAGACGAUCGACACUGACGGUUUGCCUUCUGUCGGAGUCAAGGUCAACCCUGGCGAUCCUAUCGCUGCGUACGAGGACGAUACUACGGGCAGAACAAGGAUAAUCAAAUACAAAGGAGACGAAUCUGGGUAUAUUGACACUGUACGGUUAAUAGGUGGCGACGCGGGAGACACAGAGUUACAAAAGAUACACGUCACCAUUCGUAUCACUCGUUCCCCCGUCAUCGGUGACAAGUUCUCAUCCAGGCACGGCCAAAAGGGUGUCUGCUCUCAAAAGUGGCCGUCAGUCGACAUGCCGUUCAGCGAGAGCGGAAUUCAACCAGAUGUUAUCAUCAAUCCACACGCAUUUCCCAGUCGAAUGACUAUCGGCAUGUUUGUGGAAAGUAUGGCGGGCAAAGCUGGUGCAAUGCACGGACUUGCUCAGGAUGCCACCCCAUUCCAAUUUUCCGAGGACGAUACUGCCAUCGAUUACUUUGGAAAGCAGCUCCUGGCGGCUGGCUAUAAUUACUACGGCAAUGAACCAAUGUACUCGGGAAUCACUGGUGAAGAAUUUGCGGCAGACAUCUAUCUAGGCGUCGUAUAUUACCAGAGGUUGCGACACAUGGUGUUGGACAAAUACCAAGUCCGUACCACCGGACCCGUAGACCCCGUCACGAGACAACCAGUCAAGGGCAGAAAACGCGCCGGUGGUAUUCGCUUUGGAGAGAUGGAACGUGAUGCGUUGAUUGCACAUGGAACGUCCUUCCUUCUCCAGGACAGACUGAUGAACUGUUCCGACUAUUCUACAGCAUGGGUCUGUCGAACGUGCGGAAGCCUCAUCUCCUUGGGUUACGAGGAUGUCAGCGUCGGUGGUGAACUCAUUGGCAGUUCAUCACAUUUUCCGACUGGUCCGUCGGGAGAAUACUGCCGCGUUUGUCGAGCGCUGGAAGAGUCGGAGGCGGAACGAGCCAGAACGUCCUUGGCUGAGGGUCGAUCCGAUACGGACCCCCGUGUCAGAACAGACUUGCGCGUUAGCCUCUCAUCCUCGAAUCUGUUGUCCCAACAGGGAAGCAGAGGGGAUAUGGACGUGAUCGCAAUCCCGUAUGUCUUUAGGUAUCUCUGCGCAGAGCUUGCGAGUAUGGGUAUUGCCGUGUCCCUGGAAGUAAAGUAG
Serendipita indica DSM 11827 is the source of this 3633-nucleotide messenger RNA. Lineage: Eukaryota; Fungi; Basidiomycota; Agaricomycetes; Sebacinales; Serendipitaceae. The record is from the annotation of a GenBank genome assembly.